AGGGAGGCCGGGGAGGCCCGGUCCUUCCUGGCGACAGGUCAGGUCCUGCCCAGCCCUGUGGGCCCGAAGACCCCAAGGCCUGAGCCCCCCCGGGCCCCCGCACACACGUGCUCCCAACACCCCGGGAGCGAGGCCGAGGAGCCCGGCCGGUCCCGCUCGACGCCACCCGGGCGGGAGAGGCUCCCCGGUCCCCGCGCCAACGCUGAGCCCGUCCGUCCUCUCCCCCCAGGUGGCCCCGGGCCCCUUCCCCGCCCCGGCCAUGCGGUGAGCCCCGGCCCGGCGCCGCCAUGGAGCCCGGGAGCCUGUCGCCCGUCCAGCUGUGGUGCCCGCGGCCCUUCGGCACCUCCUCGCAGAACCAGCCACGGCCCCCGGCCCGCAAGCCCCCGGCCUGCCCGGACGGGGGAGGGCCCGCCUGCUCCGAGAACACCCCGCCGGCGGCCGAGCCCGCCGCCUCGCCCCCGCCGCCCGCGCCCCCGCUGCUGGCCACGGCCCCCGGCGAGGAGGGACCCGUGCUGCUGGACACGUGGUACGUCAUCAAGCCCGGCAACACCAAGGAGAAGGUGGCGUUCUUCGUGGCCCACCAGUGCGGGGCCGGGAGGGUCAGCGCCAUGAAGGUCAAGGGUCACUGGGGCAGCGACAGCUCCCAGGCCAAGCGACGCCGGCGCAGCCACGACCCGGCCAAGGCCCGGCCCGAGCCCGGGCGGCCGGAGCCCGGCCGGCCGCCGCCGGGGUCGGGGCCCGGCGAGGACCCCGACCUGCUGUCCGUGGCCGAGAUGGUGGCCCUGGUGGAGCAGCGGGCGGCCCUGGCCCUCCAGGCCUCCUACCCUCGCGGCGGCGGCGCCCCCCCGGCCCCCGUGGUGUUCGUGUCGGCCGAGCGGGCCGGGGGCCCGGGGGGCCCGGGCGCGCCCGAGGGGGCCGAGCGGCGGCCUGGGGACUGCAGCCGGGUGGCGGAGGCCGUGGCCCAGUUCGAGGCCUGGCGGGAGGUGGGGGAGCGCAAGGACGAGAAGGGCGGGGCGGGGGCCGGGGCCACGGGUGAGGUGCGCAUCGCCUUCCGCAUCUCCAGCGGCCGGGACUCCCGCUCGUCGCCCCCCGGGGAGGGCGGGGGCGGCGGCGGCGGCGGCCGCCAGGGCUGCACGCUCCCGGGGGGCCCGGGGGCCCCGGACAAGAUCACCUGCGACCUGUACCAGCUCAUCAGCCCCUCGCGGGACGCCCUGCCCACCAACGUGGAGUACCUGCUGGCCCGGGCCGACGGGCCCGGCGAGCCGGGGGGCGGCGGCGGGGAGCCCGGGGCCCCGCCGCCGCCGGCCCCGGUCCCCGCCGCCGGGGCCGCCGACCGGCCGGACAAGCCGGCCCGGGACUCGGCCCCCCCCGCCGCCGCCCCCGCCGCCGGGGCCGGCUUCCACGUGGACGUGGUGGUGACCGGCGUGGUGGACCAGUGCGUCUUCCUGGGCCAGGACGGGGCCAAGAACGUGCAGGAGGAGACGGUGCGGCUGGGCGGCGCCCCCGUCCCCGAGGAGCCCCCGCCCCCCGGCCAGCUCUUCUUCCUGCCCCGGGGGCCCGACGAGCCGCCGGCCCCGGCCCCGGCCCCGGAGGCGGCCCCGGCCCCCGGCGGGGCCGGGGGCGAGGCGGAGGCGGGGGACCCGGCCCUGUGCCGCCUCUACCGCCACGUCUCCCACGACUUCCUGGAGAUCCGCUUCAAGAUCCAGCGGCUGCUGGAGCCGCGCCAGUACCUGCUGCAGCUGCCGGACCACGUGCUGGUCCGCAUCUUCAGCUGCCUGCCCACCCGGGCCCUGGCCGCCCUCAAGUGCACCUGCCACUACUUCAAGUGCGUCAUCGAGACGUUCGGGGUGCGGGCCGCCGACUCGCGCUGGAGCCGGGACCCCCUCUACCGCGAGGACCCCUGCAAGCAGUGCAAGAAGCGCUACGCCCGCGGCGACGUGUCGCUGUGCCGCUGGCACCCCAAGCCCUACCACCACGACCUGCCUUACGGACGCUCCUACUGGAUGUGCUGCCGCCGGCCCGACCGCGAGGCGCCCGGCUGCCGCGUCGGUCUGCACGACAACAACUGGGUCCUGCCCUGCCGCCCGCCCGCCCCCGAGCGGGGCCGCCGGGAGGACGGCAGGUGAGGGGCCCCCGGCCUGGGGAGGGGCCCGACCGAGCCGCCCCCUCCCCUCUCCGCGAGUCCGGCCUCACUGACCGGGGGUGGGGGGUGACCACCCUCCCGGACCGGUUCCCCCUCCCGAGCCGUGGCCCCAGAGCGACCGCAGCUCGGGCGGCGACGCGGGCCGCCCGGGGCCUCGGCGGUGGAGCGGUCCGGUCGGCGACCGUUCCCCGACGGUCCCGCGGCGCCCCGUCCCUCCGGAGUCCCGGGUCGAACCCACCCCCACCCCAGACCUCGCUCCCGCAUCCUUCCGGCAGCGAGCAGAUGGCAGCUAACACGGGCACCGAAGCGGGGUCCUUACGCCGCCGCCUUUCCUCCCGCCCCUUCAGUCCUCCGUCGAGGUCCUGCGGCCUCCCGGUAGCCGCCCCCCUCCCUCCUCCCUCCCGAGGAGUCGCCAGCGGGGGUCGGGUCCGGGGAGGGUCCCCGGCGCCUCCUCCCCCCUCCCUCCCCGGCCGGCACCCCCGGCUCGGCCUUGCGGGUCGGGCAGCCACAGAUCCCGCCGCAUUUCCCCGGCAGCCCCUCUGUCGGGGCUCCCCCCGACCCCCCCGAUCGGCAUUUCCAGGCCGCGGACCCUCGGCGAACCGGCGGAGCCUGUCCCCUCUCCGACAUCCCUCGGCGGGGCCCGGGUCCCCGACCCCGAGUGCUCCGCUCGCCCUCUCCCCGGCCCCCCGCAAGCUGUGAAUCGGACAUCUCCCUCUCCCGGAGCCGGGCGGGCCUGGCUGGCUCGAAAGUUUGGGUUGAUUUUGUUUUCUUCUGCUGUGAACUCGCUGCCCCAGGCCGCUCCCCGCAGCCCUCUGCCGCCCGCCGCCGCCAGCGGCGGGUGACCCUCUCAGAACCCCGGCCCCCCACCCACCCCGCCCCCGGGGCGGUAUAGGUUUUUGGUUUUUACCUCCGCAGUUCUGGAUGCUUUUCGUGUGUCAUGUUUGACUGGUUUUUAUCGGUUCUUUCUAUAAAGUCAAUAUUUAUAAGGCA
Ornithorhynchus anatinus (platypus) is the source of this 3133-nucleotide messenger RNA. Its product is annotated as F-box only protein 46. The transcript has a single exon. Gene Ontology annotation, molecular function: protein binding. NCBI's taxonomy places the organism in Eukaryota, Metazoa, Chordata, Mammalia, Monotremata, Ornithorhynchidae. The record is from RefSeq and is a predicted model, not a curated record. Bases 288 to 2126 code for a protein of 612 amino acids.